AUGUUGCCGCAACGUGCCACUGCGUCCGUAUCGGUGUUGCUGUUGGUGGCCGCAGCGUUGCUGGUCGAGCGGGGAAGUGGACAACAGCCGGGCGUCUUCAACGGUACCAACGUGACCAAUGUUACGUCCCGUCCUGGAUCUCGUCUAACCGAACCGCAACCAGUGAAUGAUGAUGUGCUGUUGACCCUGCCAUCCAACAGUCUGCCACCGUUGGCCACAACAACAACAAAGGCGACACCAUUACGAACCGCCAACAACAGUGCGCACUGGGAACCAAUUCCUCAUUACCAACAUCCACAUUAUGACCCCGCCGGGAAGGUAUUGUGGUUCCCGAGGAUCGUCGGUGGUUUACUGGCCACCAUUGGUGAGUUCCCGGCCAUGGUGUCCCUGCAACUCGUUCGCAAUUCGGCACACGUUUGUGGUGGCACCCUGAUCACAAUGUCACAAGUCCUGACGGCUGCUCACUGUGUUGCCAAUUCCGCGGGAGUGGCCAGCCCACCCGGACAGUUCCAAGUGAUGGCGGACGAUCUAUACAUUCUGCCCCAGAUGGGCAACCCUAGCCGGCAAGUGCGACUCGUCCGUUCACUGAUCCUGCACCCACAAUACGAUACGGCCACGUUCGCGAACGACCUAGCGCUGCUGCGGUUAGCGACAGAGUUCCGCAAGACGGACAGUCUGUAUCCGACCAAGCGGAUGCAGAAGCCGCCCGUGCCCGGUGACCGAUGCAGUUUGGCUGGCUGGGGUGUCACCUCGGAACAGUCCGCAACCAUGAGCCCCAAUCUGCAGCGCAUCAAUGUUGUGGUCGAUGAUUUUGGAAGCUGCAACGUGGUCUACCAGCAGCUGCUGACGCGCGGAAUGCUUUGUGCAUCGGCACCGGGCCGAGAUGCGUGCCAGGGUGACUCCGGUGGGGCGUUGCUGUGUGCUGGCGGACGGAUGGCCGGAAUCGUGAGCUUCGGUGCCGGCUGUGCCAAACCGAACAUUCCCGGUGUGUACAUAGAUGUGGUGUACCACGAGAAGUGGAUCAACGGUGUGCUGAGGAACGACGGAAUGGCCAUCCAUGCAUCGACUGCACUCCUGAUAAGCUCGCUAGCCAUCCUGUGGACUGUACUCAAGACAUUGUAAGGUCCAAGUUACAAGAUCGCUCGAAUACACGAACACCAACAGUU
Messenger RNA from Anopheles aquasalis, 1166 nucleotides. RefSeq names its product trypsin alpha-like. Lineage: Eukaryota; Metazoa; Arthropoda; Insecta; Diptera; Culicidae. Gene Ontology annotation, biological process: proteolysis. Gene Ontology annotation, molecular function: serine-type endopeptidase activity. The record is from RefSeq and is a predicted model, not a curated record.